Molecule: messenger RNA, 333 nt
Organism: Aspergillus wentii DTO 134E9
Lineage: Eukaryota; Fungi; Ascomycota; Eurotiomycetes; Eurotiales; Aspergillaceae
Exons: 1
Coding region: 1-333 (110 amino acids)
Source: RefSeq, a predicted model, not a curated record
AUGCAUUCCAUCACAUCAGGCCUCUCCAAUCCCACCAUAAAACCCUUCACCACCCUCGAAUCCCUCCAAACCGACGCCCAAAAAGUCCUCUCCACCACCAACAACCAAUACAUCCUCCUCCUCAACACCCCACCCUCCAUCCUCGAUCUCCUCACAAACGACAAAGCCGCCCUAUCCAGCAUCUCCUUCCGACUCACCUACGAACAAUCCACAUCCCUCCUCAAACUCGUCCCGUCAUACACCCACCGCGCCAUUGCAGCCCGUCUCUCAACCACAAUCGACCGUCUCUGCAUCGCACCGGCGUCCCCGAAGACGACCUUGAGUGGGCGCUGA